GAUGUUGACGCUACAAAGCUACUGUGAGGGGAAUGAGUCUCUGACCCGAGCAUGGGCUCAGGAGGGGUUGCACCCCUGUUUCUACUUCACACUGGUGCCUGCAGUGCUGGUCAGCAUCUGUUUCCUGUUGGGUGCCCUGCAGUACGCCUGUUAUGCCCGGUUCAGCCGCACCAUGGAGCCAAAGUAUAUGCCGCGUUCCCGCAUGUACUACAUCCAGGUUCUCUUAUCUCUGCUACUUGCACUGCUGCCCUUUGUUGCUUUGCUGUGGCAAGCAUUGGGCAUGCUGCAACUCCAUGGCUAUGUGGUGCUGUACGCCUCCUUUUCUGCCGUGAGCUGGGCCAGUUCAGUUGGUUUGUUGCACUUGGAACGCACCAGAGUGAUGGUGCAGGACCGGAUCCGAGGCCAUGGAGCUAUCCUGCUCUUCUUCUGGGCUCUGGCCUUUGCUGCUGAGAACCUGGCCUUCGUCUCCUGGAAUAGCCCUCUCUGGUGGUGGGGCUUAGAAGACACCAACCAAAAGGUACAGUUCAGUCUGUGGUUACUACGCUACAUCUGCACCUUCACCCUCUUCACCUUGGGAAUAAAGGCCCCUGGCCUGCCUCGGAAGCCCUACAUGCUGCUAAUUAAUGAAGAUGAACGCGACGUGGAAAACAGACAGCCCCUGCUUCCAGAUGACAGAGAGACUCACUCCACUUGGAGGGAUUUGGGUCGGAAGAUACGGCUGCUUUCCCUCUACCUCUGGCCAAAGGGGAACUGCCUGCUGCAGUGCCUGGUGGUAUUCUGCAUGACGCUUAUGGGGAUGGACCGUGUCAUCAAUGUCUUUGUGCCCAUCUAUUACAAGAAAAUUGUGAAUGAGCUGACGGAAGGGGUUACUUGGCACAUGCUGGUCCGGACUGUUUUCAUCUUCUCAACCCUCAAGUUCCUCCAGGGAGGAGGUGCUGGCUCUACUGGCUUUGUUAGCAACUUGCGCACCUUCCUCUGGAUCCGGGUGCAGCAGUUUACCAACCGUGAAGUCCAGGUGAAACUGUUCAGUCACCUUCACGGUCUGUCCCUUCGCUGGCACCUGGGGCGCAAGACUGGUGAGGUGUUGCGCAGUGUUGACAGGGGCACGAGCAGCAUCAACAACCUGCUCAGCUACAUUGUAUUCAGCAUCUUCCCCACUAUAGCGGAUAUCAUCAUUGCUAUUGUGUAUUUCACUUCAGUCUUCAGUGCCUGGUUUGGCCUCAUCAUCUUCGUCUGUAUGGUCCUGUAUCUCACCCUGACCAUCGUAAUCACCGAGUGGCGGACAAAAUACCGCCGUGAAAUGAAUACUCUUGACAAUGGAGCUAAAUCUCGAGCUCUUGAUUCACUUCUCAACUUUGAGACGGUGAAGUAUUUCAAUGCAGAGAAUUAUGAGGCUAACCGCUUCAGUGAUGCCAUCCUCAAAUACCAGGUAGCAGAAUGGAAAGUCAGUGCAUCACUGGCGUUUUUGAACCAGACCCAGAACCUGGUGAUCAGCGCGGGGCUUCUGGUCGGCUCCUUACUCUGUGCCAACUAUGUGUCUGUGAAGAAGCUCCAGGUGGGCGAUUAUGUUCUCUUUGGCACAUAUAUUAUCCAGCUGUACACCCCACUGAACUGGUUUGGCACCUACUACAGGAUGAUCCAGACUUCAUUUGUUGACAUGGAGAACAUGUUUGAGCUCUUCAAUGAAGAGCAAGAGGUGACAGAUGAGCCAGGUGCUCCAGAUCUUCGGUUUAUGUCAGGACGUGUGGAGUUUGAGAACGUUCACUUCGGCUAUGUGGAUGGGAGUGAAAUCUUGCAUGAUGUUUCUUUCACAGUGAUGCCUGGACAAACUUUAGCACUGGUUGGAGCAUCUGGCUCAGGAAAAAGUACCAUCAUUCGUCUGCUGUUCCGUUUCUAUGAUGUGUGGGGAGGCUGUAUCCGCAUUGAUGGGCAGGACAUUGCCAAGGUGAAGCAGAUUUCACUGCGUGCCUGCAUUGGUGUGGUGCCCCAGGAUAUUGUUCUCUUCAAUGACACUAUUCGUGAAAACAUCCGCUAUGGCCGUAUUGAUGCCACCAAUGAAGAGGUGACAGAGGCAGCAAUGAGUGCCAAUAUCCACGAGCGCAUUAUUUGCUUCCCUGAUGGUUAUGAUACACAGGUUGGUGAGCGAGGUCUGAAACUGAGUGGUGGGGAGAAGCAGCGAGUUGCUAUUGCCCGCACCAUCUUGAAGAACCCCAACAUCAUCCUCUUUGAUGAGGCGACAUCAGCGCUGGACACUAAGACUGAGAGAAGCAUCCACACAUGCCUGGCCAAAGUGUGUGCAAAUCGUACAACCAUUAUUGUGGCUCACAGAUUGUCCACUGUGAUUAAGGCUGAUCAUAUCCUCGUCCUCAAGAAUGGCCGAGUGAUGGAGCGAGGAAGGCAUGAAGAGCUGAUGGAAAAGGGCGGCCUGUACACUGACAUGUGGGCGCAACAAGGGAGUGAUUUUGGAAGCAUCUCAGAGGCGGAGAGCAAGGACAGCAGCGAAUCCUCACAAGCAGCCUCCACAAAGAGCAGAAUGAGCGGUGUGUCAAAGGCAAGCUCCAUUAAGAGCGCAGCUACCUCCAUUAAGAGUGCAGCUACCUCCUUACCAAAAGCUGGCUCCAUUAAGAGCACAGCUACCGGCACAUCAAAAGCAAUCAGCGUGAAGACUGUCAGUGAUGAGUCAGAGGUAAGCACAGCUGCCUCCACAUCAAAAGCAAGCAGCGCGAAGACUCUCAGUGAUGAGGAAGAGGUAAGCAGCAGAAAGAAUGAUGCAGAGGUAAGCAGCAGCAAGAGGAGCUCUGCCGGCAGUUCAGCAGUGGCAAGCAGCAAGAACACCACCACCAGCUCUGAGGAUUAG
Euleptes europaea (tarantolino) is the source of this 2857-nucleotide messenger RNA. It is a transcript of the gene ABCB6, whose product is annotated as ATP binding cassette subfamily B member 6 (Langereis blood group). NCBI's taxonomy places the organism in Eukaryota, Metazoa, Chordata, Lepidosauria, Squamata, Sphaerodactylidae. Gene Ontology annotation, cellular component: membrane. The record is from RefSeq and is a predicted model, not a curated record. Gene Ontology annotation, molecular function: ABC-type heme transporter activity; heme binding; ATP hydrolysis activity. The transcript is spliced from 19 exons. Gene Ontology annotation, biological process: transmembrane transport; heme transport. The coding region runs from base 2 to 2857 and encodes 951 amino acids.